Molecule: messenger RNA, 3588 nt
Organism: Mizuhopecten yessoensis (Yesso scallop)
Lineage: Eukaryota; Metazoa; Mollusca; Bivalvia; Pectinida; Pectinidae
Exons: 7
Coding region: 373-3516 (1047 amino acids)
Cellular component (GO): nucleus
Source: RefSeq, a predicted model, not a curated record
UGUCAGAAAUCCGGCCUGGCCCGUACCAAUAUUUUAGUUCAUUUUGAAGUUGUUCAUGGAGGUAGUAAUUAAUUUAUGAUACGAUGACGGCUGUAGAUUUUGCUUGAAACCCAUGUAUUUUCAAAAUUCUUUAUGAUACUGAAUGUAUUUGUGUAAUUAUCCGUACACUAUCUAAUCAGUGUAACAGGAGUGCCAGACUGGGGUUCGAACCCAGGAAUCUCCAAACUCUGAACUGAGGAUCUACUAAUUGAGCUACCUGGUUGCCGACGAUCGACCCAGUCCAAUUCAACUUACAUUCCACUUCCUCUUUUUUCUGAGUCUUCGCUCCCAAAUUAACAACUUUUUACAACCAGGAAGACUGUGGUAAUAAAAAUGGACCAAAUUCAGAAUGCUAGUAUACAGUACCACUACGCACCACAGACUGGUGAGCUGGUGGAAGGAUUUGACCCUAGUGGUGUACAGCCUGUUGGGGCAAUGACGGGAAUCAUUGACAGCCGACAAGUCAUCUACACCACCAGUGAUGGGGAUGGACAAUUACAGGUGUACCACCAUGAUGGCAGCCAAGCCAUACAGGGACUAGAGGGCCAGGACACGAUUGUGUUUCUUGACGAAGGUAUGGAGGUGGAGACAGAGACGGAGGUGGCCACAGCAUCCGAGGCCAUAGAGGCUGUCAAGUACAUUGAAGAAGGUGGAGACCAGAUGCAAAAGUUUAUUAUCCAGAUGGCACCACAGGACCAAGAGGUCAGACAGGAGCCCCAACGUAUCAUAAUUCCAGGCUUGGAGAAUUAUGUAGUACAGUUGGAUGAACAAGCCCAUCGACCAGAAAAUAUCCGUCAUUUUCAAAGUAUACAGCCGAGAAGUGUAUAUCCAAAGAUAGCCAUUAAAGCUAUUGAAAAACCAAUGAGGUCGCAACCUUUGAUAUUGAAACCGCCACAGAUUGCCCAACAAGCUGCACCCCAGCCAGUCAAGCCUGAGGCUACUGUAAUCAGUAAGAGUGAAACAACACUACCGGCAAAAGUGGUGAUUGACUCGAAGCAAGUUAAACAUCACAAAAAAUAUCCAACAGCACAGAGUGAAAAUACAGAAUACAUCUAUGUUACUAGAACACUUACAUCCCAUAAAGAUGACUCUCAGGAUGUUGGAAAAUCAGUCUAUAACACCAUUAAAGUUUCAAGACCCCCAUUAAAACAAGUUGAUACUAAAAGUACACCAGAGGCAACUGUACCUGUUAUGUCACAUGUUGAAGGGUCCUCUUCACAACCAGGAAGUUCACAACAGGUGGCAUCACCUGAAUUGAACCAAGAAACAGCACCAGCUCUAAUCCAGAUGAUGCCACCAGUUUCAAAACAGGUGACAUCAAUGUCACAACUGGUGGCAGCAACAUCACAACAGGUGGCAACAACACCACAACAGGUUGCAACAACACCACCACAACAUGUGGCAAAAGCAUCACAACAGGUGGCAACAUUAUCACAACAGGUGGCAACAACAUCACAACAGGUGGCAACAGCAUCACAACAAGUGGCAGCAUCAUCACAACAAGUGGCAGCAAUAUCACAAAAGGUGGCGGCAGCAAUGGUGCCAGUGCAGGCCUCAGAAAUAGAUUCAAGAACGUCUUCACAACAAUUACAGUCGCUGAUCAAACCUCAAAACAAAGGACCAAGGAUGGUGUCUGUGCUUGGAGCAAGCCGAAAUAUUGUCAGGAAAGAUGGCAGUGUCUUUCCUGUAGAUCCAGUAUCUAAGAAGAUAAUUUUUGUACCACUUUCUGCAGAUGAAGCAAAAGAGGCAGUCAGUUUAGAUGAAAGUUCAAAAGAUGUGAAUUCUGAUGAUGAAGCAUCAGAUGUCAGUGAUGAAGAGCAGGAACCACUGGCAAAGAAAGCCAGACCAAAAUAUGAAACUUUAGAAAGAGAGACAGAAGGCAAAUGGAAGGGAAAGUGGAAAAAGAAGCCAAAUUACAAGAAUCCUAAACCAAAACGGCAUUUGAGUCCAAAAGACGUGGCCCCACCACCAAAACAACCUGCAAAAUACAAAAAAAGAGAUAAAUCUCAUUCUAAAAGCAUGGAGACAGUCACUUUAGAUACAAAUAUUGUGAUAAAGAAGGAAGUAGAAGAGGGGGAGAAUGUCACUUUACAAAAGCAGAAGAAAAAGGAUGAGGACGAACUGGAAGAAGAAUUAGAGGAGAAGAAAUGUCGGAUGUGCCUUGCCCUCCACAAUGCUGAAUGUCCAUUGAUGCGAAGGCGAGUUAGGCUGAAUAUAAAUGACAAUAUGAGCUGUUUGAAUUCCACCAUGCUUUCCCUAAAGUCACUCCCCAAAGAAUUUGUACUCAGUAGCAGAGAUGGACAUGGUCUAAGUGUGUUUGCCUCGGACGUCAUUGAGAAGGGCACCCACUUUGGACCAUUGGUGGGUGAACAAUUGACUUUUGAACAGAUUUCACAUAAAAUGGACUUCACACAUCUGUGGCUUAUCGAGACAGAGGAAACAAUCAGCGCAGUGGACAAGAAAAUAAUUAAGUACAAUUUCAUCAAUACCGGCAAUGAGAUGACAAGUAACUGGUGCAGAUAUCUGAGGCCCACUCUGAAUGCACAGGAAUGUAACCUGAUCAGCUAUUGUAAAAACGAGGAGAUUUGGUUUGUAGCCAGGGAAGACAUUCAGGAGGGUGAAGAGAUGAUAAUGUAUUUCCGCUUCAUCGAGGAUCUACAUAAUGAGCUAUGGUUUGCUGACUUGUGUAACCGUACCCAGAAGCUGUGUAAGAGGUGCGAUGUGGUCUACACAAACCUCGUCAGCUAUGUGAAACAUGUUCAGGUGUUUCACCCAUACUCGCUGAAAAAACUCAAGGCCAUCUGCAAGGAGUGCGGUCUGGUGUUGGAGAGUACCGGAGAACUGACCGAACACUGUAAGGAAGCACACCAAGGCAACGGAGCUUUUGUUUGUAAGGACUGUGGAAAACAGUUCCCAAUUCCACGGGGCCUUCAACAACAUCGAAAGUUCUUCCACAUAGUCGAGGGCAAUUUUGCUUGUGAGCAUUGUGGAAAAUGUUUCUUCAACAAGUUCAAACUGCGGAAUCACAUGAGAAACAAACAUUCUGGAAAAGAGUUCAGAUGUGAGGUCUGCAAAAAGGUAGUUGGGUCCCGAAACGCCCUAAACCGCCAUAGGAAGUCGCAUACUGAAGAAGGUUACAAGUUCACAUGUGAUCGCUGCGGAAAGUCUUGUCGUGAUAACAGUAACUUACGUUCGCACAUGAUAACCCAUAUCAAAGCUAGGCAAUUCCCUUGCACAGUGGCAGGGUGUUUGAUGAGAUAUGGGUCCAAAGUUGCUCUGCAAAUGCACUUUGCCAAAACCCAUCUUCUUUCCCCAGAACAGAUUAAGGUGCAUAUGCUCAGUAUAAUUAAUACGGAGAAACAGGAUGGGGAUGAAUUACAGCAGGAAGUGGUUACAGCGCGUGUUAUGUCUGGUACACAGACUGAGAUAAUCUAUGACUUGGAAAGUGAGGAUGAAGACGACUUUAUAGAUUGUUAGCUCACCGGGUCCGAAGGACCAAGGUGAACUUAUGCCAUACCGUGGCGUCCGUCCGUCCGUGCGUCAACAAUU